CUUCCAGCACAGUGAAAUCAACAAAAGGGUGUAUAAUUUACCAUUCUUUGUGCCGGAGGGGUUCAAAGAGUAGCAUACAUUCUACGCACUUCAUUCCCUUCCCAUAAUAAUAUUCACAGAAUCCCAGAUUGAUUUGGAGAGCUGGCUAUAGACACUAGAGACGACCUGGACAAUAUUAUAGUGACGGAGUUUCCCUUUGCCAAGCAAGGUUCUUGAACAUGGAUAUUCCACGCGGACGAUGCUGGCGUUGCGAGGAGAAGCUUCCCUCAGGCCGCGUCAUGUACUGCGACUACUGCCCUCAGCCGGUGUACUGCGAUGCGGCAUGCAGGGAGAGAGAUCGCAUCAGACACCGUGCCGUAGAGUGCGAGGUGUUCGGCACCAAGAAGUGCAGCGAGUGCGGAUGUCAAGAUGAUGUCAAAGAGUGUGCACAGUGCAGCAAUGCAUGGUACUGUAACAGGGAGUGUCAAGUGAGCAACUGGAAAGAGCAUAAACAAGCAUGCAGUGCGCUGAAGUCAACCAUCAAGUCACUGGCUUCUAUGUUGGGCAGAAGAAACACUAGUAUAGGAGAGACCGAGAGGACCUCUGACCCGCCGUAUUACUUCGGAAACACCAUCGCAAGGGAUUUUCUCAGGCUCCUCGACAUCGAAUGGUCUGACGAGAAGGUCAAGAGGGAGCUGGCGAGAGAUUUCCAUGUGCUGUCAGCUGGAUGCGGAGACCUACGAAGCACUGUACUGACGGUCGGCUCGCUGCCGGACGAAUACACCGGGAAACUUUACAUCACCCUGAAUGACUUUGAUCCCUUCGUCAUGGCGAGGAAUGUCUUGUUCCUCUACAUGCUGGCUCGUUUUGCAGACACUGAGGGAAUUGAGAGCAGUCUGACUACCAUCUGGUACUCCCUCCACAUUAAAAAGAAAGAGUUCGACCUAAUCGUCACAUGCCUGGAUGAGCUCAUUCCGAUGGAUAUGAACAAUCUCCGUAAUUCUUGUAAAGGAUUGAUCAAUGUUCAUGGUUUAGACAUGGAAUAUCUUCGCCAGGUCUGGCAAGGUUGGCGCUCUUUAAACUGCCAACGUGACCAGAAAACGUCGAUCAACCUUCGGAAACAGAGACGGGAGAUUUUUGCAAAGGAAGACGAAAGAGCAAUCCCAACAUAUCUUUCUAAGCUAAGCAAGAAGGAUAAGAAACUGAUGGAAAGUUGGUUUGACCAUGGGUUGUUCUUACCUUCGGAAGUUCACCAAAGUACAAUACCUUUUGAUAACCCGACGCUAACAGGGCGGACGAGUUUAGCAACCUUUUAUGCUUGCGAUUCCGCUAAUGUGCGUAAGGCGAAACAAAAGGCUCAUGGUCUGAAAGCUCCAGAGGAGUACACGUUCCAGUACUGCAUCAGAGCAGAUUCGUUCCCCUUUAUGGUGUGGGAUUGCUUGAGGGUGAAAGAGUCCGUGCCCAGACCUGGCUCCUCCCCGAUGGUGAUGUACCACACCUACGUGACUAGUCUCCUCCUCAAGAUGAAAUCGCUCAUCACUCAGGAAAGGCUUUGUCUACAUGUGUCUCUGGCAAACUGUCUGGACUUUCCCAACCAUCAUAAGAACUUACGAUUACCAAACUACGAUCGGAUCUUCACCUCAAAUCUUGUUGACUACGUCGGCUUUGCUAAGAUCCUCCGUACCUUCAAGCCAUUGCUGAAUCGCCAGAACACUUUCUCGGCCAUCGUAACGGAGACGACCAACUGGUUUCUGUGUACACCAGGCGCUGACGUCAUGUCCUGCCAAGACUCUAAAGACUAUGUGAACUGCGUCAGUAAGGAUUACUCCGACACCAGGAAGGCGAAUCCGUUCUGUAAUCCACGUGAGUACUUCAACAGCACCCCUCACUUCCUAGCGUUUCUUCGGGCCGACAUCAUGGGAGGCGGCCUCAGCAUAGACGCCUCUGAGAAUAUCCCUUCACUCAACGCUGCGAUGACGUACAAUGGUAUGCAGAUGAACGACUUCCGGAAGACUCUGAAUAGACUUGUACCAUUCCAGUACAGAGUGAAUGCCCGCGAUCUGACCAUGAUGAAUGGUGCAGACAGGGCUGUUGAGUGGUACCUACCACAACCAAAACCAAAAACCUUGCCCCCUCUCCCCGAUCAUGAUUAAAGCAUAAGGAAUGUUUCCAUACAUCCACAGGUCCUCGCUUGCUCCCCCACCCCUAACUGAAAAUGGAUACGCCACUGACGGUUUUGUAGGAAGUAGUGUUUGUGGUAGGUUGGAGAUUAUUUGUAAUGGGUAAAUACAUGUUUGUGUGUACUUCAUGACA
This is a messenger RNA of Asterias rubens (European starfish), 2292 nucleotides long. RefSeq lists its product as uncharacterized. The record is from RefSeq and is a predicted model, not a curated record. The transcript is spliced from 3 exons. Bases 219 to 2132 code for a protein of 637 amino acids. NCBI's taxonomy places the organism in Eukaryota, Metazoa, Echinodermata, Asteroidea, Forcipulatida, Asteriidae.